Molecule: messenger RNA, 3343 nt
Organism: Vitrella brassicaformis
Lineage: Eukaryota; Vitrellaceae
Source: the annotation of a GenBank genome assembly
CCCUUGCUCAUGUCACAUCGAGAGUUGGUCUGUGUCGGUUCACUCUAUCGCCUCACCCUCAAUCGUACGCAACCUGGCCACAGCUCCAGAGGCGACAUGAGACACACAUGGCAGCUUCCACGCAUCGAUGGUCGGUCGGCCCAUCAGCAGUAAGUAGCAUCAGUCGCAUCACAUGUUAUCUCAUCUCGCUCCUGUGUCCCCCCAGACACACACCGCCUGACUGUCUAGCCGUGUGUGUCAUCAUCCAUCCAUCCAGCUCAGCUACGCCAGAAGAGCGACGCAAGAUUGGUCGCCCCGCUGCUAAUCGGCUUGGCACUACUGCUGGGGGGCGGCUCUGAGGGAGGCGACGGCACACCACCACCACCACCAGCCGGCCGCUGAAGAGCCAAUGGCGGCCCACCCUGCUGCCUGUGAUAGUGCUCCAGGACGGGCAUGGCGGCCCGCACCACAUCCAGCAGCUCACUGUACUCGCUCAGCAGCUGGGGAACCUCACCCAACGUCAGGCUCUUGGCCUCACGCGCACGAUCAAAACGCCUCGGUAAUGAAUCCAUCCGGCGCUGGUUGACGCACACACACAUACACACACACAGGGAGAGAGAGAGAGGCGGGCGAGAUGGAUGGAUGGCUGGGCGCAUAUGAGUGGUGUGUGUGGUCUUUUGCUCACGAUGAUGUCAGCAACGGCCUCUGGCGAUGGGGGUGCGGGGGGAGGGGCCGCCUCGGGUGAGGGCGGGGCCGGCUGUGGCUCGCCAACAGGCUGCUCGGCCGCAGAUGGCUGCUCCUCCUCACUCACAGGAGGAGACUCGAUGGGGGCGUAAUACAACCUGCAGUGGGCGGAAAGACACAUGGAUGGAUGGAGGGAUGGAGGGAUGGGCGACAGGCAGCACACCUGUUGAAGUCAUCAUCGGAGAUGGUGAGCUGCGAGGUGGUCCCGAUGUUCUUGACAAACGACAACUGACACACACACACACACACACACACCCAUGCGUCCCGUCCACCCGUCCUUUCCAUCAAUGCGGCUGGUGUGGUCUGUCUGCCUGAGUGACUGACCGCUGAGGAGAGGUGAGUGAAGAAGUAGAGGUCCUGCGAGGCGAGUCUGGUAGGGUGUCUGAAGGCCCCCACGUACUCGACAUUGGAGUGAAGGUUGGGGGGGUUGGCCUUGACCAACACGUAUAUCAACACCGGCAAAAAGUCGUCGGCACCGGGAGGCGUCGUCCGCCCAGAGCUGCACACAUAUUAUCAAGAAGGGAUCGAUUGAUGCGAUGCGUUGGUGUGCGUGGGUAGAUUGAUCAGGAGAGCAGUACAUACCUGUGUGUGUUGGCGUCUUGGAUGACAUUGGUGAUGACCAUGCAGGUGUUCAGUAUGCACACCAACUUGUCACGGGGCGACUGCACACACACACAGAUGGCUGUGUGUCGAACGAAAGGCAUGUGUGUAUGCGUCUGGGCAUCCACCCACCCACCCCUCCACUCAGCCACCCCACAUUACCUUGUACUGUUCCACUUUCCUGAGCUCGUUGAUGGCGAGCUCGAGGCCCUCCUCGGGCAGCGCGGGCACAUCGAGAUGCUCAAACGACAGCCACUGAAGACGACUGUCACACACGCACGCACACACACACAGAGAGAGAGAGAGAGAGAGUCAGUCGACUUUGUGGUCUGUCUGCGUGCCGCCCUCCAUCCAUCCAUCCAUCCAUCCAUCCAUUCGUUGGUUACCUGAGGUGGUCAUGCAGCCUCUUGUCUUCGGCCUCGUCGCUAGCCUCACAGCGAAACAACCUGCACACACGCACACACACCACACCACACCACACAGAGACCCGUAAGCAAUUUGUCUGUCGAUAUGUGGAUGGGCCCAUUGUGUGGUCACCUGUAUAUGCAAUUAAAUUACCUGUGGUGCAGUUUGAUGAGGACGAACUUCUCGAGCCCCUCUCGCGCGUUCUGCUGCACCUCAGCCGGACUCGACGCAAACACCUCAGUCUGCACACAUGGAUGGACACACAGACAGAGAGACAGUGAUGCCGCUCGCUCCCCCGGUGGUCUCUCAUGUGGCUGGCCGAACCAUGCACUGCACCCAUGUACCUGCAGAAGUUUCUCCUGUGUCUCGGCCAGGAAGUGGUGGAGCAUCUCGGACGCCUGACGACGGCCCAAACGCUCCGGAAAACCACUCACAAACCUGACAGACAAAGGCAACACACACACACACAUAUAUACACACAGCACACACAGGUGACAGGAGUGCAUUAUGGCCUUGCAUCCCUCGUUGGCUCCCUCCCUUACUCUCUGACAGCCGCCACGACGCCCUGCGCCGAUGGGUGCUUGAACAGCUCUAUGAACCCAGAGUAACCCGUCUUGACUCCCACAACACCUCCCGGCCCCUGCUGCUGCUGCUGCUGAGGGCCCCCAGCUCCACCAGAGCUAUCGGGCGCCUUGUCAGCCGCCUGUGGCGCCUCGGACGCCGGCCCAUCAGCAACAACGCCCUUAUCCACAUCCGAUGAGUGGCCUGCCACAGCCGCGCUCUCGCUCUCUCCCUCUCCGUCAGGCUGCUCUUCCUCGUCGUGCGCGCCGGCCGGUGGGGGGAAAGGAAGGGGCGGUCCCCGACGCGGCACCUGCGAUGCCGCGGCAACGGUGAUCUCAGUGUCCGAGUCAUCCUCGGCCUCAUGCCCAUGUGUGUCGCCAUUCACGAGGCCGUUGACGACACCGUCACUCGCCCCAUCCGCUGUGUGUGUGGUGGUGGCCUCACCCACACCACCGCCACCAGCACCAGCACCAGCAAUAGCAGCAGAUGCGGCCCUGAACGCGUCCUGCAGCUCGUUGUUGUAGCCUCUCUUGGGCGGCGAGAGGUGCGUCUGUGUGCUGUCGGCGUAGUCGAUGAGGUCCUUGGAUGGGUACCCAUUGAGGAAGGUGCUGCCGGGUGCGGCUGUGGGUGGAGGGGGAGGGGCCUCCAAGAGAUCCAGACCACUCAGUGGCUGGUGGUCGGACCCGCGGUUGGACGCUGCACAGACGCACAGAGGCACACAGACACACAGGCACACGGACAGACAGCGCACAAGCACACGGAAUGAGUGUUCCAUCUUGUGUGUGCGUCCGGUGCAUGUUAGCAUGGGAUGGCUCACAGGGGGUGGGGAUGUUGUCGGUCAGAGGAGAAGCCAUCAUCUCAUCUCGCCACAACUACCGUCGAUGACGACACCUCAACAAGGAAGGCAUCCAGUGGACUGGACACACCGCACUCUACCUACCACGCACUCUGCAACCAGCUGUCGGUCAUGCAGCCGCCACCAACCGGAGACAAAUGGCAAAACUCGCGACGGAAAUCCGCUGAUCUGCGGAACAAGACGCUGCUCACGUUCCCU